Angiostrongylus costaricensis is the source of this 906-nucleotide messenger RNA. The record is from the annotation of a GenBank genome assembly. NCBI's taxonomy places the organism in Eukaryota, Metazoa, Nematoda, Chromadorea, Rhabditida, Metastrongylidae.
AUGUCGUCGUCACAAUCGAGUCGCUUAUGGGUAGGACCAUUACUGCUCAUACUCGUCGUCGCCUUGAUUUACAUAUUUAGUUUAAUGCCAAAUUCAUCUCAUCAAAGGGAACUUCCGCCACUGAUCGAUGACGCUCAUCACAUGCGAACUUUUCGACUAGACGGCCACGAAAUCACGGAAUCAAUGGAGAACAUUAAAGAUGGAGACCAUCGUGAAUGUGUUUGUUCUGGACGCCUAUUUGGAAAAGCCUGCGAUUUGGUGUGUGUAGAAGGUUAUGUGGUCGACGGCCGAUGCAGGUGUAAAGAAGAAUGUGAAAUUCCGGCGAAGCGACGUGGUGCCGUGAAUUCUCGUCUUACACUAAGCGGCCUUUCCUUCUGUAUGAUCACUAUCGGAUUAUUAUGUGUUACGGCAAGAAGACAUCGUGCUGGACCCAUUCCACCGUCAGAAGACACCUGGUAUCGUGUUUUCCAACCGGCACAUACACGAGCUGCGAGACAUGACUUGAUAUGUGGCGGUUCGUGGAUUCCCCGCGACCGAGCUCUACUUGUCACACCUGGUCGAUCUGCCGUCGUUCAUGGGAGCAGUCGAAGUUCAAGCCGUGGACGACGUCCAGCUACACCGCCACCCAACUACACGUCAGUAGGCAAUUUAGUAGACGACCAGUUACCACCGACUUACGAAGAAGCGACACGAUACUUAGAGAACUCGCCGACAAGUGCCGCCUUAAUUCAGGAACUAAUCGACGAGACAGUGCAGACGCUAGAAGCGAAGGAAAUGUCCCCGGAAAUAGCCGAAACCAGCACGAAUACUACCACGACAAGUGUACCCACACAAACAACGCAACCUGACGAGAACAUCACUACAACUACCACUCCGACGGCCAAUAUUUUUUCUGGAUCAAGCUAA